AUGUCAAAAAGGUCAAAAAUCUCUUAAAAUGUCAAAACACGUCAAAACUCAAGUGCAUUUUAGAUGUUUUUUAAUGUUCUUUUUUUAAUAAAUCGUGAAUUAAUUAAACAAUAAUGUGUGGUUGGCAGUGAUCUAUGAUGGGUGAACAUGAGAUUAACGCAGACAGCAGCGUAAAUGAAGUAACUAUUUUAGAAUGCCGCGCAUGUUUGCACAUUAUGAGCCCCGACGCUAUUUUGUUCAAUAUUUUCGAGACGUGGACUCCGCCUUGGGAUGGGAUGGAGAAUACCAUCGCUGAAGACUUGGAGAAGCUUGCUAAUGUGAAGGUUAAACAAUCAGAUAAUCAUUCAAAAGUAAUAUGCAGGACAUGCUAUGAGCUCUUAUACAGCGCUUGCAGCUUUGCAAAGGUUGUGAAAAGAAGUGACCAAAUACUUCAACAGAGGUACCCUCUUGAACAAGAAUUAGAGAAAAAUUGGCCCAAACCAAUACAAAUAGACAAAUCCUUUAACAGUUCUGUGCAAGAGAACUCUAUGAAUGUUGAAAUUAAGCAGGAGGCAUUAUCUGACAAUGAAUAUGAUGAUACUGGUAGUAUUUAUGAAAAUGGGGAUGAGUAUGCUAAGCUUGAUAUCAAGGUGGAACCUGAGGAAAUGAUCCAGCAGCAACCAUCAGAACAGUUUACUAUCAAUGGGUCUUUACCAUUCAAUAUAUUGGGGACUGAUAUUAUGACACAUUUAACAAAUGGAACUAGUGAAGAGUAUUUACUAACGAAAAUUAAGGAGGAACCGUUAAGUGAAGGCGACAUAGAACCAAUACAUGCUGAUCUUCCACUGGUGUGUUUACUGUGCGCUAAAGACUUCAACUGUGUCACUGGCCUAAAGGCGCAUGUCAUCGCCCAACAUUCGUACAAAUCGGUAAAGAGAAAGAUCAAUAACUGUAUAUCGCCAGAAAGGAACAAAAGUAAUUAUGUUUGCCCUAUCUGUAGACGAAAUUUCACAACAUCCACAGAUCUCAUGGUACAUGAAACGUGUCACAAUAAAAGCAUAUGUUACGGAUGUAAUGAGAGUUUUGACACUUUCGAACAGUUGACUAAGCAUAGCCAGUCCUGCAAAGCUAUCGCUAGUCAGGAAGUCAAGAAAUUGAAGACUUUGGAUGACGUUCUAAGGCCACAACCUCCAGAGCAACCUAUCAAAUUAAAAUGCAAGCAUUGUGAUGAAACUUUCACGGACAUGUAUUAUAUGUCGAUACAUCAAAUGAUACACCACUCGAUACCCAGUGACAUGCCCGAAUUGCAAGAAGAUAGUGUGAUGAAAAUAGAGGUAUUGGAGAAUAUAUUUAGUGAUGAUAGUAACACACAGACUGAAGAGUGUAAUAACUCGAAAUGAUUCAUAAGAAAUUAGGCACACAUAGGUAAUAAUAAUAAUAAUUGAAAUGCAUUUCAAAAUAAGAUUAUAUUAUUAUAUCCGAGUUUUUUCAAUGCUGAUUUACUUUUCUUUUCAAAUACCGUUGUAUAGUCAAGGAUAAGACCAAUAAUUUUUAAUAACUGUGCUGUAAAUGUUUCUGUAGCUUAAAUUGUAUGUGAUAAACGGCGAUUGAUUUAAUGUAUUAUUGGCAGUUGAGAAGUGAGUAACAAGUCUCAACGAAAGAUAUUUUCUGAAAAGCUUAAAAAGGCUAGCCCAAAAGAUGAGAAUUUAAAAAAAACUGAUGGUUCAAAAAAAUGCUAUAUAGGCUCAAGUUUUUUAGUGAAAUUUUAGUUUGGUCCUACGCCGCAAACUUUUUAAAACAUCCGGUUUUCCUUUGUUAGUUAACCACCACCAAAAAACCACUUUGUUAUUUAUCAUUAUGGGAAAUAAUGAUAACUAACAAAGUGGUUUUUGGGGUUAGCAACUUUUAAGAAAAUAUUUUUAGUCACUGUCUUUCCUGGCGGAACUGAUAUGGUAGCUCACUUCUCAGUCGUCAAAGACUGAAUCGAAUGUUAUUGGUGAUAUUUUUUAAUAGAAAUCUGAUUUAUGUAUAUAGGUAUUAUAAUGCGUACAAAAUGAGAUCUCACUCGAUAUUUAAACUCUGUGUCAAAAGUUUAAAAUCGUACUUUUGACAUGACAGUUGACACAGAAUUAAAAUGGCGAAUGAGUUCUCAUUCUGUAGGGACUAUAUGCAAGUCUCAUGCCCAUUUGUAAAAAAUGAUGCUUUGUAUCCCAUGUCAUAUCUAUUUGUAAAUAUUUUGUAAUUCCGGUUGUAAUGUAAUGUAUAAUGCGUAAAAUUCGAGGAAGGAUUCGUCUAUUUGCUGUGUCAACUGUCAUGUCAAAAGUAUGGUUACCCACCAUGGCUCCUUGCGGUAGAAUGACAGCUACAAUUUCACAAUCGCAGUAACCUUUGAUUGGUUGACGCUCGCUCGUCAUUGGCUACAAUGUAUUGUU
This is a messenger RNA of Maniola jurtina (meadow brown), 2411 nucleotides long. Its product is annotated as zinc finger protein 354C-like. Gene Ontology annotation, biological process: regulation of transcription by RNA polymerase II. The transcript is spliced from 8 exons. Gene Ontology annotation, cellular component: nucleus. The record is from RefSeq and is a predicted model, not a curated record. Bases 135 to 1379 code for a protein of 414 amino acids. Gene Ontology annotation, molecular function: zinc ion binding; RNA polymerase II transcription regulatory region sequence-specific DNA binding; DNA-binding transcription factor activity, RNA polymerase II-specific. NCBI's taxonomy places the organism in Eukaryota, Metazoa, Arthropoda, Insecta, Lepidoptera, Nymphalidae.